AUGGCCACGGACGCGGCGCCGAGCCAGCCGGAUCGCGCCGCCAUACCUGCGCUCGGCGAGCCCGCCCACCAGGAGGCGGCCCAGCAGCUGGCGCAGCAGCCGGACACGAGGCUCCGGAGCCUCAACCCGGGGCCGAUACCAAUCCCGGCGGCGCCCAGCUCCAGAUCGCUGCUGGAGACGGUUUCCGAUCAAACAGUAAAUCUGGAUCUCACAGCCUCGCACCAAAGUGAAAAUGGCUCCAUUUCUACAGUUAGCUCUACAGUUAGUUCAGUGGAGUCAGAGAAAGCAGCUUAUGAGUUCCUUGCUCAAACUCCUAUCAAGUCAACUGAUAAACACCUUGUGGAGUUUUCAGAGGCUAUGAGAACUGUUGCAAAAGCACUGCGACAAGUUGCCGAAGGGAAGGCUGCUGCUCAAGCCGAGGCGGCAGAGUGGAAACGGAAAUAUGAGUUAGAGACAGCGCAAAAGCAACAAACCAGAAUCAAAGACUGUGGCACUUGUACCGAUGAUAACCUAGGGAAAAUGGCCAGCCAACUAUCACUUGAGGCACCUGCAUCUGAUCAAACAGGGUGUUGUGGAAACCAUGGGAUAUGUUCACACGAGGUUCUCCAGGACGAAGUUCCUGGACCUAACCCAAGACCUAGUCUCAGUAUGGUGGGAAGAAAGGCAUCAUUUAGACUUUCAUGGGGAUGCAAUGGGAACAAAAACGGCCAGCACAAGCAUGACUUUGUUUCCUUUGAAAAAGGAGACAUUACAACCGCAGAGCGCAGCAGUAAACAGAUCUUGCUGAAGUGGGAAUCCCGGCCACAAACAGUGCUUUUCAUAACCAAACCUAACUCCAACUCUGUUCGUGUUCUCUGUGCUGAAAUGGUCAGAUGGCUUAAAGAGCACAAAAAUAUUAAUGUCUUUGUGGAACCGUGGGUUAGCAAGGAACUUCUAACAGACGAUUCUAACAACACAGUGCAAACAUGGGAUAAUGNNGACGACAAAAAGAUGUUGCACAAGAAGGUUGACCUCAUUGUAACUCUUGGCGGUGAUGGAACUGUUCUAUGGGCGGCAUCAUUGUUCAAAGGACCAGUUCCUCCAGUUGUUGCGUUCGCCAUGGGAUCGCUGGGUUUCAUGACACCGUUUCCAAGCGAGCAAUACCGUGAUUGCCUGGACAACGUGCUGAAGGGGCCUUUCAGCAUAACACUGAGAAACCGUCUCCAGUGCCAUGUAAUCCGCGACGCAGCCAAGGACGAGAUCGUGACCGAGGAGCCGAUCCUGGUGCUAAACGAAGUUACAAUUGACCGCGGAAUAUCAUCCUACCUCACCUACCUGGAGUGCUACUGCGACAGCUCAUUCGUCACAUGCGUGCAAGGGGACGGACUCAUCAUAUCAACGACGUCAGGAAGCACGGCGUAUUCCUUAGCGGCCGGAGGGUCCAUGGUUCACCCGCAGGUCCCCGGCAUCCUGUUCACGCCGAUCUGCCCCCACUCCUUAUCGUUCAGGCCGCUGAUCCUGCCGGAGUACGUGACGCUGCGCAUCCAAGUGCCCUACAACAGCCGGGGCCACGCGUGGGCGUCCUUCGACGGCAAGGACCGGAAGCAGCUGGCCCCCGGCGACGCGCUCAUCUGCAGCAUCUCCCCCUGGCCCGUGCCGACGGCGUGCCUCGUCGACUCCACCACCGACUUCCUCCGCAGCAUCCACGAGGGCCUCCACUGGAAUCUCCGGAAGACGCAGUCGCUCGACGGCCCGCGCGACUGA
Messenger RNA from Triticum turgidum subsp. durum (durum wheat), 1743 nucleotides. The record is from the annotation of a GenBank genome assembly. Lineage: Eukaryota; Viridiplantae; Streptophyta; Magnoliopsida; Poales; Poaceae.